Molecule: messenger RNA, 773 nt
Organism: Pecten maximus
Lineage: Eukaryota; Metazoa; Mollusca; Bivalvia; Pectinida; Pectinidae
Product: oligosaccharyltransferase complex subunit ostc-B-like
Exons: 4
Coding region: 44-493 (149 amino acids)
Cellular component (GO): oligosaccharyltransferase complex
Source: RefSeq, a predicted model, not a curated record
GUGUACACAAGUUUCACUUCCGGUUGCCACAUCAACUUUCACGAUGGAAGCAUUGUAUGCAUUGCCUUACAAUAUCUUAGUUUGUCCUAAUCUCAAACUAAAGAAGCCAACAUGGUUAAAGCAGCCUUCUGCGAUGUUUAUGUUUUCAGCCAUUUUACUGUCGUACUUCCUCGUUACUGGAGGUAUUAUCUAUGAUGUGAUCGUUGAGCCUCCCAGUAUUGGAUCUACAACAGAUGAAAGAGGAAAUUCAAAACCAGUUGCAUUCAUGCCAUACAGAGUGAAUGGUCAAUACAUUAUGGAGGGAUUAGCAUCCAGUUUCCUCUUUACUUUGGGUGGAUUAGGUUUCGUCAUACUUGACCAAACAAAUAAACCAACAACCCCACGACUAAAUCGUAUCCUCCUAUUGGCAGUUGGAUUUGUCUGUAUACUUCUGUCAUUUUUUACAUGCAGAGUAUUCAUGAGAAUGAAACUUCCGGGUUACCUGAUGUCAUAAGUUGAUGAGAAAGUUUUAAGAAGUACCAGGAAGUUGGCCGAGAUAUACUGCUAAAAACAGCAUUCCUGUUAUUGUCCCUAACAUCAUCUUCAUCACAUUUAUUAGCUACAGUACCACUAGUAGUAAAUCAUAGAUUUAUGCAAACAUUGAAUGUGAUGUGUAAACAAUUUAUGAGAAUAUACUUGCAUACAUGUUCUUUUUGAAAAUUGCUUUAAGUUCUGUGAAUGUAGUUGUGUUAUCCAAUUCCCAUACUAAUAAAAAGAUAACAUUUAUUUUAUUA